GUCCAAAUUGUUUCCUCAACAUUCAUCGAUCUCUUCCAAAUUUUCAUCUCAUCUAUAUUUCUUUCUUUCUUUCUUUCUUUCUUUUAGCUCUUCUCAACUAUCUACUCAAAAAUCCUAAUGGCUCUUAUGACCAGCAAAAGAGUCACCCACCAACGCAAGAACUUUGAAGUCUUCUUAAGUUUUAGAGGUGAAGAUACCCGCCUUUGUUUUACAGGUUAUUUGUAUCAGGCUUUGGAUCGUAAUGGUAUUAAUACCUUCAUUGAUGAUAAACUCCCAAGGGGAGAAAACAUUUCUGAGGAACUUCUCAAGAUUAUUGAAAACUCAAUGAUUUCAAUAAUUGUAUUUUCUGAAAAUUAUGCAUUUUCCACCUGGUGUUUGGAUGAACUUGUCAAGAUUAUCGAGUGUAAGAAGAAUGACCAAAUGGAGGUGCGACCAGUUUUUUACAACGUGGAUCCAUCAGAUGUACGUAACCAAAAGGGAAAAUUUGGGGAAGCCCUAGCUAAACAUGAAGAAAAAUUUAAGGAUAAUAAGAAGAUUCAGAGGUGGAGAGAAGCUCUACAUGAAGCAGCUAAUAUAACUGGUUGGCACUACAAUCAAUGCAACCCUGAAUCCCAUUUUAUUGAAGACAUUGUCAAAGAAGUCUCAAAUGCUAGAUUCAAUUGCUCGCCAUUAUUUGUUACUAGAUAUCCAGUUGGAAUAAAUUCUCGUGUAAAAGCCAUGCUUUUAGAUAUUGAGUCAAAUGAUGUUCACAUGGUAGGGAUCUAUGGCCCUGGUGGAAUAGGUAAGACCACAAUUACAAAAGCUAUUUUUAAUAGAAUUUAUGAUCGUUUUGAAGGAUUUAGCUAUCUAGAGAACAUCAGAGAAAAGUCAAUGACAAGUGAUGGCAUAAUCAAACUACAAGAAACACUUCUUUUUGAGAUCUUAGGGGAUAGAAAUUUGAAGGUGGACAACAAAGAUAGAGGAAUCAAUGUUAUAAAGAAAAGCCUUUGUUGUAAGAGGAUUCUUUUAGUUAUUGAUGAUGUGGAUAAUUUGGAACAAAUAGAAAAUUUGCUUGGAGAAUCUGAUUGGUUUGCUUAUGGGAGUAAAAUCAUUAUAACAACAAGAGACAAACAAGUGCUAUCUAGUUUUGGAAAAGGUCAUUCAACCCACAAGGUUCAAGAACUAAAUGAUGAUGAAGCUCUCGAACUCUUUAGUAUGUAUGCCUUCCGUAAAAAUGAACCUAAGAAAGGUUAUUGGGAACUUGCCCACCAAUUUAUACGCUAUGGCGAAGGUCUUCCAUUAGUUCUAAAAAUAAUGGGUGCAGAUUUAUGUGGAAGGCCUAAAUGUGAAUGGAAAAGUGCAUUAGAUCAGUAUAAAGAAAUUCCUAACAAAGAAAUUCAGAAAAAACUCAAAAGAAGUUAUGAUGGAUUGGGCGAAACUGAACAAGAUAUUUUCCUUGAUAUUGCAUGUUUCUUUAAGGGACUUGAUAAGGAUUAUGUUGUCGAUAUACUAGAAGGUUGCAAUUUAUACCCAAUUUAUGGUAUUAAAAAACUUAUUGAUAAGUGUCUCAUAAUUGUUGAUCGAUUUAACAAAUUGAUGAUGCAUGGCUUAAUUCAACAAAUGGGUUGGGAAAUCGUUCGACAACAAUCACCAAAAAAGCCCAAAAAAUGUAGUAGGAUAUGGCGUUAUGAGGAUGCUGUUAGCGUGCUAACUGAAGAUGAGGGAUCGGAUGAAAUUCAAGGCAUAAUGUUGUGCUCGCCUGAACCAAUAAAGAAGCAAUUCAAAGUUGGAUUUUCUAAGAUGAAGAAUCUCAGGUUGCUUAUAGUUCGCAAUGUACACAUUUGUGGAGAUCUUGAAUAUCUUCCUAACGCAUUAAGGUUGCUUGAUUGGAAUGAAUAUCCUUCAUCUUCCUUGCCAUCCACUUUUUGUCCUCACAAAAUCGUUGCACUUAAGAUGCCACAGAGCAACAUUAGAUUGGACAAGCUUCUCAAGAGCUUACAAUCCAAAACCCUGAAAUAUAUGGAUUUUCGCUCUUGUAAAUACAUUACGAAAUUACCGGACUUAUCAACGUCCACCCCAAACCUAAAAGAAUUGGUUCUUUCUGAUUGUAAUAAUUUAGUGGAGGUUCAUCAAUCUGUUGGACGUCUUGAUAAGCUUGUAGUAUGGAACCUCAAGGGUUGCUCUGAACUUCAACUUCUUCCAGAUUGCCUCAUGAUGAAAUCUCUUGAAUAUUUUAAUGUUUUAUACUGCUCAAAGCUUAAGAAGUUCCCUAACAUUCAUUCAAAGAUGAAAAGAUUAAAGUAUUUAGAAAUGGGAGAGACUAGUAUUAGUGUGUUGCCACCAUCAUUUGGGAAUCUCACUCUGCUCAGGACCAUACUCUUCGGUUCCUUUGACCAUAUGUUACAUCUUCCAAGUAGCAUCUAUGAAUUGCAACAUCUUUCCGAUCUUGGUCUUUAUGGCACUGUCAUAUUUCCAAAGGAUUUCAAUUAUAUAUUUCCAAGCUUGAUCAAACUAACACUAAGCUUUUUUGAAAUUCGUUAUGAAGUAGAUUUUAUUUUGACUUCGUGUUGCACCCACACAUUGAAAUAUUUAUACAUAUACAAUAGCAAUGUUGUUACCCUCCCAGAAAAAAUUCUCGGUUUUACUAGUUUACAUACACUUCAUAUUGAGGGGUGCAAAUUGCUUCAGAAAAUUCCAAGGCUUCCACGAAGCAUAACAAAAGUACAUGCAUUAAACUGCAUAUCCUUGGAUUCACAAUCAUCAAGCGAAUUAUCGAAUCAGUUCGAAGGAAUUUUAGGACAUUCACUAAGUUUUUCAAGUUUCGGAGGGUUCAAGAAAACCUGCAGGCACUUCUCCCAAGAAUACGCUUUCAGGAAUUCUGAUGAAGAUGAGUGUAACGGAUUAUGGUUCUCCUCAUCUGACUUCUCUGUACUUGUAACUGAAUUCCAUCAACGUGAAACUAAAUACUUGAAUUCUGAUCUUGAAGACACUAGAUGUGGCUAUGAAAUUGUUGUACCAGGGAAUAUGAUUCCAUUGUCGUACACGGAACAGAGUGGAGGUUCCAUAUCAUUUUGGAUUGGAUCAGAAUUUCACACACUUGCUCUCUGCUUUGCUUUUGGUAUGCCGAAGGGAAUUAAUUACAGUUAUGUUUGUGAUGUCCACAUUUCCAUCAAUGGUUUCAAACGGGAGCUCAAAUCGCAACUCUUUGAAGAAAUGAACAUUGAUCAUCUGUGGUUUUAUUUUAUACCUGAAAGCUCAUUGCAGCAGUUAUUCAUAGACUUGAAUCUAGAUUCCCGGAAUUUUGUUAAGGUUUUAUGUAGAAUCUCUUGUUGGACUAGUGAAAGCACAAAAUUGCCUCCUAUAAUUAGAAGGUGCGGGGUUCGUGUAAUUUGCAGUUGCGGUGAUAGACAUAUUCGGCGGUGGGCGGCAAAUGAUGACCUUGACUUCAAUCCAUAUCCACUUCAAUCCAUAUCCACUAUAUCCUCGUUUCCAUAGGGAAACGGAUCCUCUCCAUUUCCUUUGAAAUGGAGAGGCCUCCAGUACACGGUCAGGAUUUUUCUGAAAACGGAUCCACGCUCAAAAACUGGACACGUCAUAAACUUAACCCACAUAAACUUAACCCAAACCAAAUGAACUUAACCCAAGGUUAGAUCAGCCUAUUCUUUUCUCUCAUCAACCCAUUUGAAAUUUCAAAGUUCAAACUCUCAUCUCCAACUCUCAUCUCCGAGGAUUUUCUCUCAUCUCCAACUCUCAAAGUUGUUUCUCUUCUUUUCCCUCCUAGGCCUUGCACAAUCUUUUUCAGAGUUGAGACACAGAGUAACACAGAGAUUUUGGAAAGAGAAAAGAGAAGAAAAAAAUGAAUACUCCUCACGGCACCGAUCCAAGCAGGAAGCAUUGACGGCACUGUGUUCCGCUCCACCGCUAGCAGCCACCGUGUUCCGCUCCACCAAUUUCGGCUGUGGUUCUGAUUGUUAUUGGCCGAGCUUCAUCUUGCAACCACACUACUGCCGGCGGCGGUGCAUAUAGACGGUGUUUACACCAUUGGUGGCCGCUGGAUAAAAUGUUUUGAUACAUUCCAUGAUCUAAGACACAUUCAGAAAAGAGCAUAGCAGCUAAGACACAUUACAUGACAGUGCUACAUAAAGAAAAGGUUGACAUAAAAAUUGCUAAGAAUAUGUAGUGUUGGUACUCUGCCAGGAAAAUAGUAGCUCUAUCAAAGAUGGCCUUCGGUUGUAACUUGUAACUGAAUUUUUUCGAAGUAGAAUGUGAUGUCUGAAGAAAGAAGUGCACUGCUGAAAGGGAGAAGAUUACGUGGAAGACUUGGCAUUGUGGAUAGCUAUUGCCGUGGGUGGAUAGCUAUUGCAUUUGAAAUUCAUAUUUGGAUUACUAAGGAGUUGUUGUUGCAUUCAUAUUUGAAUUAUGUUAUUUAGAUAAAGUUAUACCUAAUUUGGUACUUAUAUUUGAGUUUCUAUGAAGUUGAGUCCCUUUUGGAUUAUCUGUUAGUAUUUUGAAUAUUCAUAGGAGUAUCUAUUGUUAUUUGUUUGUUAUUUGGAUUCCUAAGGCUUGUAUUUAACGUAG
This is a messenger RNA of Quercus lobata, 4557 nucleotides long. RefSeq names its product TMV resistance protein N-like. Gene Ontology annotation, biological process: signal transduction; defense response. Gene Ontology annotation, molecular function: ADP binding. Lineage: Eukaryota; Viridiplantae; Streptophyta; Magnoliopsida; Fagales; Fagaceae. The record is from RefSeq and is a predicted model, not a curated record. The transcript has 7 exons. Bases 118 to 3474 code for a protein of 1118 amino acids.